GCUUCUAAGAACCAUAUUUGUUUACCAUAUAUCACGUGGGUUUCGUUGCUACAAACUAACACGUGAGUUGGUGACGUGCUACCCUUGGACUUUCUUCUAUUAUUAACCUUGAGUGUGUUUGCUAUUCUUACUGCUACAACACGAACAAUAGCACCGAGUGAGUUUAUUUCUCUGUCUUUGUUACUCGCUCUAAAAUUUGAGUAAAAUUAAUAUGAAUAUUUACUAAUUGAUCUUGAUUGAUGAUAUAUAUUCAACUAGGGCAGAUUGUUGACAUACGAGAAUAUCCUAAAUUGAAAAAUGAAGAUAAAAUUAGAGCCAGAAAAUGAAUAUUUAGAAUUUACAUUUAACCGAGGUGAUGAAAAGUUUCAAGUUUUAAAGAAUUGCAAGAAAGAAUUUAAUACGGAUAACAAAAAGUUCUGUAGAAGAAUUAAAUCAGAAUCUUCAGAAUAUAAAAAUAUACAGAUAAGUACUUAUGAAAAUUUAAAUUCAAGAAAUAACAGAAAUAAUUCCAAUAUUUGGAGUAAUUCUGAUUUUAAUAGUGAAAUAGAUUGUAAGAAAAAGGAAAUAAAAGAGGAGAAAUAUGACAUUAAACUAGGCAUAAAAUCAGAAUGUAAGGUUGUUUUAAAAAGAUUGAAUUUUAAAGUAAAAACUGAAGAUUGUAAACGAGUUCAUCUCCCAUAUAAAUACGAAGAUUUAAAGCCUGUCAAGAACGAAUUCUUCAUUCCCGACGGAAAUUCUAACAGGAAAGAACAGAACAUACAAAUUAAUGAGAAAGAAGUGAGUGAAGAAUACGAUAUUCAGCACAAUUCAGAAAGACAAAAGUGUAAUGCAAACAAGACGAAAUUCGUCCCUUCAAUUAGAAAAUACAACAGCAAAAUCCAAGGAAAGAUUAAAAAAAAAUAUUUCAGAGUAACUCUUUCAUCUCACUCGAAACAAAAUCACAAAUGUGAUUUAUGUAAACAGACUUUUGUAAACAAGGAAAUACUACAAGCGCAUUUGAACUUUCAUAUCGGAAAAAAACCAUUUUGCUGCACAACCUGCAAUCAGAAAUUUUCCUGGCAAUUUCUAUUGAAAAGACACACGAAAGAACACAACAGUACAAAACAAAGCGAAAUUGAUCAUAGUAAACUUCGUUUGCCAUCAUCAUCAAAUGAACGUAAAGUAUCUAAGAGGAAACACUUUCGAUGUGACAUCUGCGAUAAGCUACUUAUAUCAAAGGGCAAUUUAGAGAGGCAUAACAAAACACAUCACCAAGUAUCUCAUUGUUGUAAGAUAUGUAAAAAAGAAUUUCAAACGAGAUCUUCAUUGAGACAACACCAACAAACUCAUAGUGAAGAUCGACCUUUCAAAUGCGAUAUAUGUAAAAAGGGCUUUAAAACAAAUGGCCAGUUAAAAAGGCAUCGUGAAACUCACAGUGAUCAAUGUAAGUAUUCUUGCCAGAUGUGUAACAAAAGUUUUAAAACAAAAUGCUCUUUGACAAAUCAUAAAAUCACUCAUAAUAGAGACUUAAAUCAUUCAUGUCAGAUUUGUAACAAAAGUUUUAAAUCACAGGUGCAUUUAAGAGAGCACGUUGUAAUACAUACCGAUGAACACAAGUACUGUUGUCAGAUAUGUAACAAGCAUUUUAAAACAAAACGCUAUUUGAGACGACAUGAAAGAACUCACAAAGAUAGAAGUGAUAAGUAUUUUUGUAACUUAUGUAAAACAGCAUUUAAAUCCAGAUUUAGUUUCGUUAAACAUCGUUUUGUUCAACAUCAAAAUAUGUUUGUUUGCUGUUAUUGUAAUAAGUCAUUCAAAACUAAAAAUAUGCUGACAGCGCAUUCGAAAACUCAUAUUAAAAAAUGUAAUAUCUGUAAAAAGGAGUUAUUGUCUAAAACCUCUUUAAUCAUUCAUCAGAGAAUUCAUCUUGACAUAAAACCGUAUCUUUGUAAGGUGUGUAACAGACGUUUUAUAUCAAAUUCUGAGUUGAAACGUCACCAAAAUUCUCACAAUAAAGACAGUCUUCGUUUCUUUUGUGAGGUAUGUAAGAAGGGUUUUUACGAUAAAUCUAGCCUGUAUAGGCACCGACCUGUUCAUGAAAAAAAGGAGCAUCUUUGCAUCCAUUGUAAAGGCAGAUUUAAAACAGAAAUUAAACUGAAACUGCAUUUACAAUUUUCUUGUUCAGAAAUACACCCCAAACAAUUACCUUACCAAUGUAAUAUCUGUAAACGGACUUACGUAAAUAGUUAUGAUUUGGAGCAACAUCUACUUGCUUACAAGGAUCAAAUACACUUCUGUUGCGACGUUUGUAAGAUGAAAUUUACGUCGAAAAUCGAAUUUCAAACUCAUCAAAAGACAGCUCAUCCACAAGGAGGAAAGUAUAAAUGCGAAAUUUGCAGUAAGACAUUUCGGACACAGACUUAUUUAAAUAGACAUAUGAAAAUAAAUACCGAUUCAGGCGUUAAAAAAUGUGAUGUUUGUGAUAAGAAAUUUUGUUCGUUUAUUACUUUAAAACUUCACGUGCAAAGCCAUCUUUUAGAAUAGAAUUUUAUGUGUGAAAUACAUAGUUUUUUACUAAUAUACGAAAUAUAUUAUACAGGGCAAUAGGUUGAAAUAUUUAGAUUUUCCUGAUUGCUUCUACCGCUAUUUUGUUGGUAAUAAUUGCCUGCAAUUUGAAAAAACUGUUGAUCUAUUUUGCACUGUUUUUCUGAAUGUCUGUAUUUGCUUAAUCUCGAAGACCGAAUAAGAUAGAUAGAAGUGGUGACAAGAUAGGCCCAGAUUAACCAGUGGACAGUUUCAGAUUGCAACGGAAGCAGGUUAUUUUAAUUAACAGUUUCUACUGAAAAUAGUUAGCUACAAGACGGCACGACUGUAUUGCUCGCAAGAAAGUACACGGGUAAUCCCCCUACUAAUUUGAAAUGAAAAAAUACCAUCUUUAAAAUAAAAUAAAUUAAAAAUACGAUUAAAAAUGCAGCACAGCGUAGUGAUGAUGUUUGCAGUUAAAAGUUUUUUUACAUGUAAAAAGCCAUGAAAGAUAUGUUCUUUGUACGUUAUCUUGUUUGUAAUUUGUGUUAAAAAUUUAUUUUAAUUAAGAAAAACCAGCAAUUUUUAUUAUGACAUUCCCACAAUGAUGGGCUGCAGUUUUUACUCAUAUUUUUAAUUUAUUUUCUUCAAUUUAUUUAUAUGGUCUCUUCUUGAAAUUAGUAAUGUGUUGCUUCUGUACACCAUACUUUUCGUUUAACAAUAGAGUCGUGCCGAUCGUCUAUCUAACCCCUUUCACGAGAAAACUUAAAAUAAGGUAUAAUAUCUUCCGGUUUACAUCAGAAGUUCUUACGUACUUAAUCAUGGUCUUCGGACUGUACGGUUUCCUCGUCUGAUAUGGUUUUUCGGAUUUCAUCCAUCCAUUUCUGUUCUCGAGAUUAACAAAAAAGCGAUACUGACAGACAGCGGGAAUUUUCAGAUCUACAGAUUUUUAAGAUUGCAGCCCAACAAGAUAUUCAAAAUAGAAUCAAUCAGUUAUUGUAAUAACAAAUGUUGAAUUCUUUAUGAAAUCAAUUUUUAAACGUUCUAAGAUGU
Molecule: messenger RNA, 3555 nt
Organism: Centruroides sculpturatus (bark scorpion)
Lineage: Eukaryota; Metazoa; Arthropoda; Arachnida; Scorpiones; Buthidae
Product: zinc finger protein 431-like
Exons: 6
Coding region: 298-2523 (741 amino acids)
Biological process (GO): regulation of transcription by RNA polymerase II
Cellular component (GO): nucleus
Molecular function (GO): RNA polymerase II cis-regulatory region sequence-specific DNA binding; DNA-binding transcription activator activity, RNA polymerase II-specific
Source: RefSeq, a predicted model, not a curated record